This is a messenger RNA of Nannospalax galili (Upper Galilee mountains blind mole rat), 4942 nucleotides long. RefSeq names its product PPFIA binding protein 1 (gene Ppfibp1). Bases 275 to 3295 code for a protein of 1006 amino acids. Gene Ontology annotation, biological process: neuromuscular junction development. NCBI's taxonomy places the organism in Eukaryota, Metazoa, Chordata, Mammalia, Rodentia, Spalacidae. The record is from RefSeq and is a predicted model, not a curated record. Gene Ontology annotation, cellular component: presynaptic active zone. The transcript is spliced from 30 exons. Gene Ontology annotation, molecular function: protein binding.
AGGAGCGGUGGGAGGCCAGGGAGGCGGCACCUGGGCGCGGUGAUGUCAGCCCAGCGCGGCGCCCCGGCCCCGGCCCCGGCUCCUGCGGCGUAGGGCGCCGACCGCCGACCGCGCUGCCCGGCGGAGCCGCCACCUGUGGAGCGGCCGGGGUCAGUAUAGAACGUCUAUGAGUCAGUUCGCUAAGAACAUGCAAGAUUAGAAGAGCUGAAAAAUCAGAAUUAAACCUGCUUUUAGAAACCAUUGAGGCUGGAGUCAGCCCCUGACUAGCGUGAAAAUGAUGAGUGAUGCGAGUGACAUGCUGGCCGCGGCGCUGGAGCAGAUGGACGGCAUCAUAGCAGGUUCUAAAGCCCUGGAAUAUUCCAAUGGGAUUUUUGAUUGCCAGUCUCCCACUUCUCCAUUCGUGGGCAGCUUGCGCGCCCUGCACCUUGUGGAAGAUCUGCGAGGACUGUUGGAGAUGAUGGAAACAGAUGAGAAGGAAAGCCUGAGGUGCCAGAUCCCGGACUCCACAGCAGACGCGCUCGUUGCAUGGCUCCAGAGCCAGAUGAUGAACGGACACCUGCCUGGAAAUGGAGAUGUGUACCAAGAAAGGCUCACUCGCUUAGAGAACGACAAGGAAUCCCUCGUUCUUCAGGUAAGUGUGUUGACAGACCAGGUGGAGGCUCAGGGAGAGAAGAUUCGAGAUUUGGAGUUUUGUCUUGAAGAGCACAGGGAGAAGCUGAAUGCCACAGAGGAGAUGCUGCAGCAGGAGCUUCUGAGUAGGACAUCCUUAGAAACACAGAAGUUGGAUCUCAUGGCCGAAAUAUCUAAUCUGAAGUUACAGCUGACCUCUGUAGAGAAAGACAGACUGGACUGCGAAGACAGGUUCAGAGACACUGAGGGACUAAUGCAGGAGAUUAAUGAUUUGAGGUUAAAAGUCGGUGAAAUGGACAGUGAAAGACUCCAGUACGAAAAAAAGCUUAAAUCAACCAAAGAUGAGUUGGUGUCUUUAAAAGAGCAGCUGGAAGAGAAAGAAUGUGAAGUAAAAAGGCUGCAGGAAAGGCUGACCUGCAAGGUGCGAGGAGAUGGGGGCCAAGUUCUGGACCGAGAUGAAAAUUUUAAAAAGAAGCUCAAAGAGAAAAAUGUCGAGGUCCAAAAGAUGAAGAAGGCCGUGGAGUCUCUGAUGCUGGCAAACGAAGAAAAGGAUCGGAAGAUAGAAGAUCUCCGACAGUGCCUGAACAGGUACAAGAAAAUGCAAGACACUGUGGUUCUGGCCCAAGGCACGGAAGACACGUAUGAAAACCUGCCGCGCUCCAGCUCCAUGUCCACCUUCCUGGACGCACAGGGCUUUAGUGACUUGGAGAGAAGUCCGACUUCUACUCCAGGAAUGGGGUCUCCCAGCCGUGACCCAUUCAACUCGAGUGCUCCAGAAGAGUUUCACACCAGCGUCCUGCAGGCCUCCACCCCUUCCCUGCUGCUCGCACCUGUAGCUGUGGACAGUUCUGAAAAGUCAAAGUUGCCUACCAAGCCCGACACCUCAUUCGAAGAGAAUGAUGGAAAAGCAAUACUGGGUGCUGCUGAAGCCCCCUUGUGUGAUAGUCUUUCAACUUCGAGUCUCCAAAGAUCUAGCAGUCUAGGCAGCCGGAAGAAAGAGGCGUCCGAUGGGGAAAAGGAGUCAAUUCAGAAGCCUUCAGAGGAUAAAGCUCCAGCGGACAGCUGCAAAUUGGGGACCCUCCCUCCCAGAGCCCCAGGACAUGAAGCCUCCGUGGACGACAACCCCUUUGGCACUCGAAAAGCCAGAUCCUCCUUUGGCCGGGGAUUUUUUAAAAUCAAAAGUAACAAGAGGACAGCAAGUGCCCCAAACCUGGAUCGUAAACGAAGUGCCAGUGCACCCACCUUAGCCGAGACAGAAAAAGAGGCAGUGGAGCACCUAGAUUUGGCUGGUACAUCUCGGUCCAAAGACUCACAGGGGACCAAUCCCUUCCAGACAUCUCCAUCAUCUCCAGAUGCUAAAAAGAAGUCCCGCGGUAUCAUGAGACUCUUUGGAAAACUUAGGAGAAGUCAGUCAACUACAUUCAACCCAGAGGACAUGUCGGAGCCUGAAUUCAAAAGAGGAGGGACUAGGGCCACCGCAGGCCCUCGGCUGGGUUGGUCUCGAGAUUUGGGACAGUCUGUCGGUGACUUGGAUAUGCCAUUUGCCAAAUGGGCCAAGGAGCAAGUCUGCAGCUGGCUGGCAGAGCAAGGCUUGGGGUCCUACCUGAAUAACGGCAAGCACUGGAUCAUAUCUGGCCAGACGCUUUUGCAGGCUUCUCAGCAAGAUCUAGAGAAGGAACUCGGAAUCAAGCAUUUACUUCAUCGAAAGAAACUGCAGCUAGCCCUGCAAGCCCUGGGGUCCGAGGAGGAGACCAAUCAUGGAAAGCUGGAUUUCAACUGGGUCACUAGAUGGCUGGAUGAUAUUGGCCUCCCUCAGUACAAGCCCCAGUUUGAUGAAGGGCGGGUAGACGGGCGAAUGCUGCACUACAUGACUGUUGAUGACCUGCUGACUCUGAAGGUUGUGAGUGUGCUGCACCAUCUCAGUAUCAAAAGGGCCAUCCAGGUCCUGAGGAUCAACAACUUCGAGCCAAACUGCCUGCGGAGGCGGCCGUCCGAUGAGGUAGCGGUUCAGACAGAGAACAACAUCACCCCGUCUGAGGUUCAGCAAUGGACCAACCAUCGAGUGAUGGAGUGGUUGCGCUCAGUGGACUUGGCAGAAUAUGCCCCCAAUCUCAGAGGCAGUGGCGUCCAUGGAGGGCUCAUGGUUCUAGAGCCUCGUUUUAAUGUUGAAACUAUGGCUCAGCUGCUGAACAUCCCGCCAAAUAAGACCUUGCUGCGAAGACAUUUGGCCACCCACUUCAACCUCCUGAUUGGGGCUGAGGCUCAACACCAGAAGCGUGAUGCCAUGGAGUUGCCAGAUUACGUGCUGCUAACAGCUACUGCCAAAGUGAAGCCAAAGAAACUUACCUUUAGCAAUUUCGGGAAUCUGAGAAAGAAGAAACACGAAGAUGGGGAGGAAUAUGUUUGUCCAAUGGAAUUGGGACAGGCGUCAGGAAGUGCCUCUCAGAAGGGGUUUCAACCUGGCCUGGACAUGCGGCUGUAUGAUGAGGACGAUCUGGACCGGCUAGAGCAGAUGGAGGACUCAGAAGGCACAGUGAGACAGAUAGGUGCAUUCUCUGAAGGCAUCAACAACCUCACACACAUGUUAAAGGAAGACGACAUGUUUAAAGAUUUUGCCGCCUGCUCCCCCAGUGCCAGCAUCACAGAUGAAGACUCAAACGUUUGACCAGAGUGCCCCGGCAAGGACCAGGACCUUAAAGUCUUUCUCAGCUUUGUUCUUCAAAUACUGUGUGUCACAGGUGACAGGUUGUCUGUCCUUUAUUGUUCCAACUUCUGCUCACUCAGACAGAAGUGGAAACAGAAGGCAGGGGCACUGAAAGAUGCUGUGGAAGAUGAGACACUGGUGGAUGGAAUACGCUUGUUUUUCCUCUAUUUAAUGUAUAAGUCUGUGAUAUAUUUAAAGUGUUGCAUUUAAGAUGAGUAUUUUACCAGAGUGUUUCGUUCACAUCUCCAGGUUGGAGGGUUUGGGAGCAGCGACCAGGAUGUAAGUGAUCUGGCCACAUCAAUGCUCACUGGGCCAGCAGAUGAGUGUGUGGGCUUCAUGAUGCAUGCAGUGUGUCACCAAACACCAGCCACACCUCCACUCUUACUGUCUUAUUUUUAUAUAUUUUUCUAAAUAUGUGUAUAUAUACAGUAUAUAGAAAACAGAACUUUUAUUUUGUGACAUAAAGAAGAUGAUCAAAGAUCAUAUUAAAAACAAAGCAAAAAAGAAGAAAGCUUAGUGAUCUAAAUUUUUAUAUACCACUUGGCUCCUGAAAGACAUCAGAAUCCUCUUUUUUUUCCUCCACUGAUGCAUUUUAACAAUGUUAGUCAUUCAAGCUAAAUUAUACAUGAAAUAUACUUGAUGAUUCCACAAAAUUUUCAAGCAGUUCAAGAAUCCCAUCCUUAAUCAUGGACCCAUUGACUUUAGAAGGAAGAAUUUGAGGCCAUCCUACAUUACCACUUGAAUUCGUUCAGAUGUAUCCAUAUCUCCCUCCAAAAGUUUUUGUCAGAAUGACUUUGAAGAAAGCAAGACCAAAACAAAAGCCUUUACAGUAUUACAUUCUUAUUUUCUUCUUUGCUUAACGUACUACAUUGAAAUACUAGGCCUGCCUAGCCGUGUCAGCUGAACGUGGCCCAGGCUGUCAGUGGGGUUUUAGAUUAUUUCAGUGAGAAGUCAAGUGCUCCGCAUUUGCACAGGAGAUUCUAGUGGCUGUCCUGUUCAGUAAUGUAGCCCAUGUUCUGUCAUACGAGGCCCAAACAGAAAACAGAAGAUAAGCAAAAGCUGUUCCUGUGCCCUGUGUGCAUGUGUAUGUGUGUUCUGAGGGUGUUAAAGGCAAUCUCUUUCUCAUUCAGGGCUACAUGUAAUGAGAGCCAGCUGUGGAAAAGAUUGGGCAUUCACAGAUUGGGUGGAGGUGAGCAGUUGAGUUGAUUGUAAUGGAUUUGGUAUAACCUAUUUUUGAGUAUCAGUGGUAUCACCUUUUAUGUUCUCAGAAAGUUAUGAACUGGUCAUUGUGUAUCUUGGGACACUAACGCCUAACCAAUGAUUUGAUGCCAACAGUGAUUUGCUUUGGACACUACUGUUCAUGAUAAGUAUAUUGGGUUCUUCCUGUAUUGGAGUUUUAAUGUGAAUAAAUGACACCAUUUGGAAAGCUCAAUUUGUUAUUAGAACCUGGUUGAAAAUACCAGGAGACAGUUACAGAUGCCAAAUUUCUUAUUGUAUAGUAACAUAAUAUGUGACAAGGUUAAAAACUAUUGAUUAUAUAUUUUAUUUACAAAAUAUUACCCACUGUUGGCCUUACCUUAUGAAAAGAAAUAAAGUCACUUGAUAGUU